AUGUUAUUUUGGCUCCUGCUGCCACUGGCCGCUCAAUCUCUGGCUGGGCCUCUGCCCGCCAAGGAAAAAGACAGCCGGGUGCUAGCUGAGAGGUACCUUCGGAAUUUCUAUGGCCUUCCAGCUGGUCUGCAGGCUCAGAGGAGGACAGCAGAAGACUUUAAAUCGAAGCUUAAGGAAAUGCAAAAGUUUUUCAAACUUGAGGUGACAGGUAACCUAGAUGAUAACACUGUAGAUCUGAUGACUCAGGCAAGAUGUGGUGUGCCCGAUAUUGGCGAAUACAACCAUUUCCCUCGCCACCUCAAAUGGAAAAAUAACAUUGUGACUUUUAGGAUUUUAAAUUACACUCCAGAUCUGAGAAAGUCCGAUGUGGACCGAGCCAUCCGCAUGGCUCUCAAUGUGUGGUCUGCUGUGACACCGCUGACCUUUAAGAAACAGUACUACGGAAAUGCUGACAUAAUGAUCAGCUUUGGAAGAAAAGAGCAUGGCGACCACAAUCCUUUUGAUGGUCCUAACGGACUGCUGGCUCACGCUUACCCGCCGGGCAAAGGCAUUGGAGGAGACACCCACUUUGAUGAAGAUGAACACUGGAGCAAAGAUUCAUCAGCUUACAAUCUGUUCAUCGUGGCAGCACAUGAGCUGGGCCACGCCCUUGGUAUGUCGCACUCCACUGACUCAGGGGCACUCAUGUACCCCAUCUACUCGUACGCUAAAGGAUAUCCGCUCGCUGAGGAUGACGUUAGAGGCAUCCAGGCCCUUUAUGGUCCGAACCCUGACCAUAAGAAAGUCAAGCCAAAGCCAGAUGCCCCCCAGAAGUGUGACCCUGCAUUGAGUUUUGAUGCUGCUACAGAACUCAGAGGAGAAACCAUCAUCUUUAAAGACAAAUUCUACUGGCGCAUCCACCCGCAGAUGCUUGAACCACAGCAAAUACUGAUCAAAUCCACUUGGCCAUCCAUCCCAAGCAAAAUAGAUGCAGCCUAUGAAAACCCAGAGAAUGACCGGGUCAUCAUUUUCAGUGGUAUCCGCAUGUGGGCUCUGAAUGGAUACAACCUUGUGGAUGGUUAUCCAAAGUACAUACACAAACUAGGACUUCCCAAGCGUGUGAGGAAUGUGGAUGCGGCAGUUUACAUCAAAGACACAAGGAAAACUCUCCUCUUCCACGAUGAGGAGUAUUGGAGUUAUGAUGAAGCUAGAGGAACUAUGGACAGUGGCUACCCACGAUCCAUAGAGACAGAUUUUCCUGGAAUGGACGACGAGGUUGAUGCUGCAGUUUAUCAUUAUGGAUUCUUGUAUUUCUUCCAUGAUAACAAGCAGUUUGAGUACAAUUACAGGUCGAGGAAGGUCAUACGCAUCCUGAGAACCAACUUUAUUCUUGGUUGCUGA
Messenger RNA from Nerophis lumbriciformis (worm pipefish), 1380 nucleotides. The record is from RefSeq and is a predicted model, not a curated record. NCBI's taxonomy places the organism in Eukaryota, Metazoa, Chordata, Actinopteri, Syngnathiformes, Syngnathidae.